Messenger RNA from Acaulospora colombiana, 397 nucleotides. The record is from the annotation of a GenBank genome assembly. Lineage: Eukaryota; Fungi; Glomeromycota; Glomeromycetes; Diversisporales; Acaulosporaceae.
CUCCAUGCUUCUGGUCCACAUGCUUAAAGAAUACACUCCUCACCUUAUGGGAAUGGGCUGGGAGUUGCAUAUUUCCCGGCAAGAAAAUGUCAGAGGUCAAAAACAGAAGAACGGCCUCUGGGCACUCCAUUGUCGCGCUGCUCUUCUUUGGAAUGCAUGUCAUAAGCUUCGUCAACGUCCCGACUGGGAAUUCCGUAGGACCGAGCUUCUAGGCAAAGCCUGGAUAGAAGCGACUUGCAUUGAAAUUGAGCUUGCCAAGCGUACUGGACCAAUGAGACAGGUGGCUCUUAAUGCCGGACGAGAAUACAUUUUCCAGUACGUUGAAGAAUAUUUAGACAUUAUUCAUUAUUUGACAUAUCCCAAGUCUCAAGCUAUUGAUUUCCAAUCAAUUCACUAG